CAAUUUGGCCACGUGUGCUUUCUCUCAACCACGUGGAGUAGUCAAGAUGAGUGAUGAGAGCAAAGGCUUGGUGAAGUGGAAGGCAGCUCUAGCUGUGGGCGUGGGAGCUGCGGCACUAGCUGGAGGGGCACUGCUUGCUUACUAUGCGCUGACAAGAAGUCAGAGACGCGCGAGGAGUGAGGAGAAUGCAGGGGAGACAGGUACAAGCACUCCGUGUACAAGCCCACCCACUACCGACGGAGGCAAAACUAACUCUGGUACCACUUCUCAGAGUACGUUGGAGAGAGCCCAGGCCAUCAAGCAGCAAGGAAACGAGUUCUACAAGCAGCAAAAGUAUGAAGAAGCAAUUAAAUGCUAUAAAGAAGCCAUCAGUGUGUGUCCCGUGUCCAAGCCGGCUGACCUUGCCAUCUUCCACCAGAACCUCGCAGCAGUGUACGAUGUGAUGGCCCAAAAAGCAACGGAUCCUGACCAAAAGACCAGCUGCUUGCACCAAGUACUGGAGAAUUGUACACGAGCGUUUGAGCACAAUCCACGCUAUGUAAAGGCCAUGACACGGAGACUAAAGGUGUACGAGGCUCUGGGCAGGAGGAAGGAGGCUAUCUUAGAUGUGACUCGAGUACUGGUGUUGGACGAGAGUCAAGGAAGAGCACUCUCUCAAACUGUCGCCAAGUUGCUAAAAGAUUUUGGCCAGCUUCAAGCCACUGAAAACUUUCCUAAAUUGGGACCACUUGCACCGAGUAAAUCUCUAAUCAAGAGCUACUUCCAAUCAUUCUCCUGGUCUGAUGAUCUCUCAGAGAGCCGACUAAAGCAGCUUUGGAGUACCAAAACUAAACCUAAAAUUGUUGAGCCACCACCAGAAGAGAUUCCGAGGGAGGAUGGAUCAGAAUUGAUUACAUCCGACCAACCAGAGGCCCAGGAGCUGACAGAUGAUGCUGACUUCAAUGAAGAACCUUUCGUGAAGGCAGCAACUGCUUUUAGGGAGGAAAAGUAUCACGGAAUACUGGAGCUUCUCACCGAAGCCAUCACUAACGGUAAUGCAGUGUUUGUCGCACAUGCUCUAUUGUUGAGGGGUGCUCUGAACUCACUGUGGAGACAGGGACAAAAGGCACUCAAGGAUCUGCAGGAUGUUGUCAAUACACAGGGGCUCUCUAAAGAGAUGUACACCAAUGCGUUGGUGCAGAGAGCGUCCAUGAUGGCCCUGCAUGGUGAGAUGGAGAAAUGUCACACUUGCUUCACUAAAGCACUGGCCAUUGACCCAAACUGUGCCGAUGUGUACAUUUACAGAGCUAGACUUGUCCUAGAGUCUGAGGAGCAGCAAUCGUUCACUAGUACAGUAGUGGAGGACCUAGAGAAGGGACAGUCCCUUGCCCCCACCUCCCCUCAGGCCGCCUACCUCCUCUCCUCUGCCUAUCACAGGAUGGCCGGGAUGCAGCAGUCCAUGCAGUUACUCGAGACAGCAAGGGGACUGUUCACUGAGGCUAUUCAGAAGUUUCCUGACUUUGGAGAUGGUCUCCUACUUUAUGCAAUGUUCUUACAAGACGCCAACCAGGUGAAAGAAGCACAGGAGAUUCUGAACAAAGUGAUCAAACUGGAACCAGAUAACCCCAUCGGGCAUUUCACAUUAGGACUAACCACCCUCAUGGUGACCCAGGACAUUGACAGAGCAGUGGAGCACAUGGAGACUGCCAUCGCUAAAGAUAACAGCUGUGUUCAGGCUUACAAUACACUGGCUACCAUUGAAAUGCAAAGAAACAACUCAGAGAGAGCCAUGGAUAUGUACGACAAGGCCAUAUCUUACUCCCGCUCUGAGGCUGAGAUGUCCCAGGCAUACAUCUCCCGGGAGGUCGUGACGGCCCAAAACCAAGCCUGUAAAGAAUACGGAGUGACACAGUCUGAGCUGGCAAGCAGGGCGUUCGGUGCCUCUGGUGCUGGAGCGUACUGAUUAGAACUGUUGUCCUUGUACUGUCGUAGCUGUGCUCAAUCAAUGUGUGCAUUAUCAUUAAAGUAUUAUAGUCACUGUUGGUUUUAAUUAAUUUGAUAAUGAGAUAUAUACCUUUUCUGAUGGCUAUAAUUAUCAUGAUUAAUUGAAUCAAA
Messenger RNA from Halichondria panicea, 2094 nucleotides. Its product is annotated as mitochondrial import receptor subunit TOM70-like. Gene Ontology annotation, cellular component: mitochondrial outer membrane. Gene Ontology annotation, molecular function: protein binding; transmembrane protein transporter activity. Gene Ontology annotation, biological process: protein import into mitochondrial matrix; protein insertion into mitochondrial inner membrane. The record is from RefSeq and is a predicted model, not a curated record. NCBI's taxonomy places the organism in Eukaryota, Metazoa, Porifera, Demospongiae, Suberitida, Halichondriidae. The transcript is spliced from 13 exons. The coding region runs from base 47 to 1942 and encodes 631 amino acids.